Molecule: messenger RNA, 1380 nt
Organism: Phytophthora sojae
Lineage: Eukaryota; Oomycota; Peronosporomycetes; Peronosporales; Peronosporaceae
Exons: 11
Coding region: 1-1380 (459 amino acids)
Biological process (GO): proteasome-mediated ubiquitin-dependent protein catabolic process
Cellular component (GO): nucleus
Molecular function (GO): ubiquitin binding
Source: RefSeq, a predicted model, not a curated record
AUGGCGGACGCUCCCGACGCGCAAGACGCGCUGGCCUCGUUCAUGAGCAUCACGGGCGCCGACUCCGGCAGCGCGCUCCAGUUCCUCGAGCUCACCAACUGGAAGCUGGCCGAGGCGGUCAACCUGUUCAUGGAGAGCGGCGGCCAGAGCGCCAGCACGGCGUUCGCGCCCCCGCGGCAGCCCGCGGCCCGCGCCGGCGGCUCCAGCUUCAGUCCGCCGCCGACCGCGCCGUCCUCGGACAUGGACGCAGCCACCGCUGCAGCCAUCGCCGCCGCCUACGGAGAAGAUGACAACGCGGUGCGCGCGCCCGACCCGUCCAAGCGCCAGCGGCUCGUGGAGUCGGAGAUGGACCUCCUGCGGCCCAUGCGCCACCUGCGCGACCAGAACCGCGACUUCGCGGCCGAGAGCAUCGCGGCGAUGACGGCCGGCAGCAUCUCCACGGCCUUCGGAGGCCCCGGCGCCGCGGCGUUCGGUGAGGCCAGCAACGACGCGAACGGAUCCGCCAACAACGAGCGCACGCGCGAUCUGAGCACGCUCUUCCAGCCGCCGACCGCCAUCAUGUUCCAAGGAACUUACGCCGACGCUCGCACGCUUGCCAAGAACGAGGGCAAGUGGCUGCUGGUGAACAUCCAGGACGAGAUUGUGUUCACCAGCCACAUGCUGAACCGCGACACGUGGAGCGACGACGUAGUCCAGAAUCUUGUUGCCAGCGGCUUCGUGUUCUGGCAGAACUAUUGGGCGUCGGAGCACGGCAAGAAGUUUUGCAGCCUCUACCAGAUUGACCGCGACUCGCUUCCGGUCGUGGUGAUCAUUGACCCGCGAACAGGAGAAAUCCGGCAGCGCUGGACAGGGUUCCUCGAGCCGCAGGAUAUGACUGAGAAAUUGUCGGACUUCUGCUGUAUGCACACGCUCGAUGCACCGCCGACCGAGCAAAAGAAGGAAGCGGAGCCGAACAUUAUGGAUGCAUCCGAAGAUGAUCAGCUCGCUGCAGCGAUUGCCGCGUCGAUGCAGGAUAACAAUGGGGGAAGCGACGAUGACGAGGCGAAGGAAGCGGACGAUGACAUGGACGAGGAAGAAAAGCACGAGGAGGAGGCACAGGAUCCAGUUGUGGCGUUGACACCAGAACCCGAUGCUGGGGCUCCUGAUGUGACUCGAGUUCAAAUUCGCGUACCCGAUGGAACUCGCUUAACGCGGCGUUUCCUCAAGACUGACCCCCUCGCAAUGGUGUGGACAUUCGUCAAGGAUCAAGUUCCUGAAGCUCGAGGACGAGCGUUCGAGUUGCGUACUGCCUUUCCUCCGAGCGCCGUGGCCUACAAUGACACGUUGUCCAUCGAGGAGGGCAAGCUCGAAAACGCGUCACUCAUGGUCAAAUGGCUGUGA